Molecule: messenger RNA, 4215 nt
Organism: Drosophila kikkawai
Lineage: Eukaryota; Metazoa; Arthropoda; Insecta; Diptera; Drosophilidae
Molecular function (GO): lysozyme activity
Source: RefSeq, a predicted model, not a curated record
AUGUGGAGCUGGCAGGUAAUCCUACUACUGCUUCCGCUCCUGGCCUCGGCCAAGAUCUUCGAUCGCUGCGAGCUGGCCCAUUCGCUGCAGCAUCGCUUUGGACUUCCUGCCGCCCAGGUGGCCACCUUGGUGUGCAUUGCCCAGCACUCGAGUGACCUAAACACGGCUGCCUUUGGUGGCGGCACGGGUCUGGGCGGAGGAUCGCAUGGGCUCUUCCAGAUCAGCGAUGUCUACUGGUGCUCGCCUCCGGGCCAGGGCAAGGGUUGUGGUCUGAGCUGUGCGAGUCUGAGGGACGACGACAUAGCGGAUGAUGUCCUGUGUGUGAGGAAGAUCUAUGCGGAGCAUCAGAGGAUCAGCGGAGAUGGCUUCACUGCUUGGCAGGCCUAUGGCGCCUACUGUCGCCAGGAUGCGGCCUCCUAUGUGGCAGGAUGUGCUGGCGUUUCCACAGCACUCUCGGUGGCUGCUUCUUAUCAGAAGCCCCAGCAGGUUCAGGUGAACAGCUACCAUCAGGUGGCACAGGCGCCAGGGAACUACUAUCAUCACCAGCCAGCGAAUAGCUACCAUCAGGUGCCUCAGACGCAAGUCCAGGGAAAAAUCUACAAUCGCUGUGAGCUGGCCCAGGAGCUGUAUUAUCAGCAUAAGCUGCCCAUGCCGCAGAUCCCCACCUGGGUGUGCAUAGCCCAGCAUGAGUCCUCCUUCAACACAGCGGCCGUAGGUCGCCUCAAUGCCGAUGGGAGUGCAGAUCACGGACUCUUUCAAAUCAGCGAUCUCUUCUGGUGCACCCAUGACCAGCGGCCAGGAAAAGGAUGUCAGGCCACCUGCAACCAGUUUCUGGACUCCAACAUAGUUGAUGAUGUGCAGUGCAUAAGGAGGAUCCACCAGGAGCACACCCAGAUUUCUGGAGAUGGCUUCAACGCCUGGACGGUGUACAAGAGGAACUGCCUCAAUCAGCACUACGAGCAGGUGGCUGCCUGCUUUGCCAAGCCGCCAGCUCAUCAUCAUCAUCCGAAUGCCAUCGGAGGAGGUCCUGUGAAGCCAAAGGUCAGCUAUGCCUAUCAGUUUGGACAGGUGCAGGUGCAGCAGAGUCCUGCGCCCGCCGUGAAUCAAUACUAUCGACCAGCUCCCACAGUAGUGAACCACCAACGAGGUGAGGUGGCCAAUGUGGCUGCCUAUCAGGGGAAUCCCUUCCUGCGGCCGCGUCUUCCUGUAGCUCCCGUAACUGCCGCUGCUCCCUCUCCCCCCAGGCAGCAUCCCAAUGCCAUAAAUGUGGCCUUCAAGGGUCAGACCCCAGCCAAUCCCUUUUAUUACAAGCAGCAAACACAGUAUCAGCCACACUAUCAGGCACACUAUCAGACACACUAUCAGCAACAGUAUCACACCACAGCACACACAGUAGCGCGCACGGGUAAAGUUUACAAUCGCUGCGAAUUAGCCCAAGAGUUGUAUUUCUCACACAAGUUUCCCAUGCAGGAAUUGGCCACCUGGGUGUGCAUCGCCGAGCAUGAGUCCUCGUUCAAUACGGCAGCCGUGGGUCGUUUGAACGCAGACGGGAGUGCGGAUCACGGACUCUUCCAGAUCAGCGAUCUCUACUGGUGCACCCAUGACCAAGGAGCUGGCGGCAAGGGCUGUCACAUUGACUGCAAUCGCCUGCUGGACUCGGAUAUCUCGGAUGACGUGAAGUGUGUGCGAACCAUUCACGAGGAGCACACCAGGAUUUCGGGCGACGGAUUUACAGCCUGGACCGUCUACAAUGGACACUGCAGACAGAAAACCCGAGCCGACAUAGCCAGCUGCUUUGAGGGCAAAGAUGUGACGCAGGCAGGAAUCAAGCCAGCAACUGGCAACGAGCUGGUUAAGAAGGCUCCGCCGAAGCCCAAGGGAAAGAUCUACAAUCGUUGUGAGCUGGCCAAGGAGCUGUACAAUAAGCAUAAGUUACCCAUGCGAGAGAUUCCCACUUGGGUUUGCAUAGCCCAGCACGAGUCCUCGUUCAAUACAGCAGCUGUGGGCAGACUCAACUCAGAUGGAAGCGAGGAUCACGGGCUAUUCCAGAUCAGCGAUAUUUACUGGUGCUCCCAUGACCAGACAAGUGGAAAGGCCUGCCAUAUCGAGUGCGAUCGCCUGCUGGAUUCCGAUAUUUCCGACGAUGUCCAGUGCAUACGCACAAUCCAUGAGGAGCACACUCGUCUCUCAGGAGAUGGCUUCAAUGCCUGGACCGUUUACAAUGGACACUGCCGGGGUCAGAGCUUGGCCCAGCUGAGCGACUGCUUCGAUGGAAAUGAGAUUGCAGAGGCGGAUAAGAUCAGUCCACAUGGAGAAAAGCCUCAAGUGAAGCCGCAUCAAUUAAAUUCAGAGAAGCCAGUGCACAGGAUUGCCGCUAGUCCUGGUUAUUUGGGAAAUCCAUUCCUGCAGAAUCUACAAACAGCUAAAGCUCCUCAAAGUCAUGUGCCGCCCACCAAAGUUUCUAAUAAAAUUACAAAUAUUAAUUCAACACCCAAAGAGCCGCCCAGCAAUAAACUCUAUGCCACCAACCCCUUUUUAAAUAGCUUGCAGGGUCAAAAGAUUUCAUCACCCAAUCUAGUUAAAGUUCAAGCUACUCCCACACCAGCAAGUGCCAUUUCCUACACCCAAAAGCCCAGCUACGAUCACAAUCCCUUCCUAAAAGCCCCUGGCUCAAUCCCACACUCUGUCAUCUCAUCACACACCGCCGAGGAGACCAAGCCCCAUGACAGUUUCUCCUAUGCCCAGAAUCCAUUCCUAAGUCUACUUAGCAAACCAAUAGUACCGGCUCAAGCACCCAUCAAGCCCCAGCCCAAGCCAAAGCCCUCGAGCGCUAGCCCAUCUAAGCCCCCUCAGACGGUCAACAGACCCUAUGUCAGCAGCGACAGCUUCCGCAAUGAGGUGAUUAAGUUUACGGCCACAUCUACGGCAGCACCGACUACGUCAAGUACAAGGCAGCCCAUAAGUUCAACAAGUAUUACAAAGCCAUCUGUAACAACAACCACGGGGAGACCCUUGACAGCAGCAGCCACAAAGAAACCAGUCUCAACUACGGCCAAAACAACUAAGUUGCCGUUAUGGUCAUGGCAAACUUCUGUCGGAAAAACAACCACGACGACUAAGCCCACGAUAACGGGAAGUGGUAGCCGCUACACAGCCACAACGAAAGCCUCGGCACAGCCCACACCUAAUCGAAUUAUUACAACUAAUAAGCCAAGUAUAUAUCCAACAAUUGGGAAAACUACUCGGCCAAGUGUUCGCACAACUGUGCGUCCAACUACAUCUACAUCUCGUCCAACUACUCGUCCAACUACUCGUCCAACUACUCGUCCAAGUACUCGUCCAACUACUCGUCCGACUACUCGUCCAACUACUCGUCCUACAUCUCGUCCAACUACUCGUCCAACCACACGUCAAACUACGCGUGCAACCACUCGUCCCAUAACUACAACUCGCCCAACAAUAAGAUACAGUUCAACUCACCGGCAAUAUUCACCAACAACGAGACACACAACUCCUUCAACUCCAACUCGCUAUACAACCAUAAGCAAGCCCACAACUCGCCCAAUUACAACUCCUAGACCAAUUACAACCCUACGCCCAGUUACGACUAAUCGCUAUAUUUCCACGACUGCAACAACGAAGAAUUCUACCCGUAAUGCAGGUGUUUAUUUACCCACCUCUCGCCCAAUUUCCACAACCAAGACCACACCUCGAUCUACAACAAAAUCUCCAUAUCAUUACAUAGAAGUAAAUAAAACCACGAAACGACCAGCACCAACUAUUCGUUCAACAACAACUACUCGUCGAACACCAACAACUUAUCAGCCAGCAACAACAAGAUCCCCCACACGUUACUCAGUACCCACAACUCGUCAAGGAAGCACCACCCCAAGGCCAUAUCUAUUCACUUCGACCCCAACAACGAAAAAGAGCGUCACCACAAAAGAUCCCUUUGAUCAUCCGUUUUUCCAAAAAUACAAAGCCAAGUUUGACAAGACCACCACAGCUCCCGCACAAAAAUCAAAAACCACCAGCACAAUAAUCUCAAAUCCAAGCAAUACCACAACGAGCAGUCCAUACUAUGCCAAAUAUCAGGAGAACAAAAUAAAAACAGCAGCCAAAACGGUUCUUUCCUACGAUUUUGGCCACAAUAGAACCACAACGGUAAGGCCAAAAAGCGCCUUCGAUGUUUACCUGAAUUGGAACAAGAAUUAG